Molecule: messenger RNA, 1723 nt
Organism: Aspergillus versicolor CBS 583.65
Lineage: Eukaryota; Fungi; Ascomycota; Eurotiomycetes; Eurotiales; Aspergillaceae
Exons: 1
Coding region: 461-1414 (317 amino acids)
Biological process (GO): negative regulation of protein sumoylation
Molecular function (GO): calcium ion binding
Source: RefSeq, a predicted model, not a curated record
AGUCCUGACUCUGGGGCUGUCUGUUUUCAUGCACUCAGCGACAUGCUGAAAUCGUGAAUCACGUGAUUACACUGGACAAUACUGGCCACCAGCUGGAAUGUUCAAGAUCGAAGCCGGAGACGCCCGCGCGACUGCUAGCUUCGACUCCGAUUUGGAGAUGAUCAGCGGUGCCGGAUUGUAUAAACAGAUAUCCAGAUGUAUCCGGAUGCAGUAUGGAGUUGAGGCGAGUGCUCUAACAUAUCACCCCGGUUCCAGAUGGGCAACGUCAACAGGCAGCGAAAGAAGGCCCGCUUGUUUGCUAAUUCGGAAAUAUCAAAAUUAUGGUUGUUUUCGGCUUGGUAUUGUUCUCUUGUACUAUAAAGAACGCUCAAGAACUCGUCCAAUUCUCGAGACAUACAUCGUCCCUGUUUGAUUCGAGUUCCGUUAUCUGCUCUCAAGUUUUAUCCCAAACACCGUCGUCAUGCAUCUUUCUAAGUCUUAUACCUUACUUGCCUUGUCCCUCGCGGCUGGAACGGCCAAUGCACGUCCAAAUGGCGAUGCAGGUGCUGUCGGUCAGAGCACUGCCAUUCAGUCUACUGCGGCUGCUGGACACAAAGGCCCCAAGGAGUCCUCCGGCGUCACUUUUGGUCCUGAUGGGCACGCAACAACCUUUGUCCCCGAGACUACCUGGGUGACUGAAGUUACCACCAUUUGCACCCAUGAAACCUGCCAGGGGAAGCCCACUUCAAGCCCCGUGGCUGUACCUACUUCUGAGUCUAGCACCACUACUGCAACUACUGCCCCUACUCAGAGUGCUCCCGUCCAGAGUGCCCCUGCUCAGAGUGUUCCAGUCCAGAGUGCUCCUGCCCAGACUGCUCCUGUCCAGAGUGCUCCCGCUCAGAGUGCUCCUGCUCAGACUGCUCCCGCCCAGAGUGCUCCUGCUCAGAGUGCUCCCGCUCAGAGUGCUCCUGCUCAGAGUGCUCCCGCUCAGAGUGCUCCCGCUCAGAGUGCUCCCGCUCAGAGUGCUCCUGCUCAGAGUGCUCCUGCUCAGAGUGCUCCUGCUCAGAGUGCUCCUGCUCAGAGUGCCCCUGCUCAGAGUGCUCCCGCUCAGAGUGCUCCUGCUCAGAGUGCUCCCGCUCAGAGUGCUCCCGCCCAGAGUGCUCCCGCCCAGAGCGCCCACCCAACAAGCGCACCUGCUGCCUCGAGCACGCCUCUCAUCAAGCCAACGCCCGCUUCCUCAAGCGCCCACGCAAGCUCUUCCGCCCAUAAGACCUCCAAGCCUACCUCAACGAGCACGAAUGAAGGCAAUGAAGGAGGAGAAGCACCGGCCGGCCCAGAGGCCACCGGAGGAGGUGUCAGCCCCGGUUCUAGGGUUAUUAUCCCCGGAGUUGCCACCUUGGUUGGUGUUGCUUUCGGCUUAAUCUAUAUGGCUUAAUUUGGCCCAUUUUACCGUUGGCGUUUGAUGAUCUGAAAUUUCUUGCUCGUUCUUUGUUUCUUGUUUUGGGGUAUAAACCCCUGGUUCGCGUUUGUCUGUCAUUUUCCAAGUCUGACGCUUAAUAUGUUGUACAUCACAUCACAUUCCCUAUUUUCAUCCUACGCACUAAUGCUAAAGUACUUAUCUAUUUGGGAACAUGCAUUGCCUACUAGCUUUACAUAGCAUCUAAGCUCUCAACUUUCAUUGACCAAGAACAAAAGAGAGGAGGGGUUGUCCAGUCCUGGGCAAGCUUCAACGAGGAGAAAUAGA